AUGACUUCGGUCUAUUUCGGGUCGGCUGGUGGAACAGGCGGCGCCGCCCAAUCUCAAUAUUUCGGAGUUGCUGGGAAGAGUAUAACACCAGGCGGUGCUGGUGGCGGAGCACCUCCACCCGGUGCACCAGCGGGUGGUGCACAAUCCGCUUAUUUCGGUGUAGCUGGAGGUGCAGGUGGUGGUGGGGCACAAUCCGCAUAUUUCGGUGUAGGCGGAGGAGCUGCACCAGUUGGCGGAGCUGCUGCGCCUUUACCAGCUGCUGGAGCAGCACCAGUUGCAGCAGUACCAGUUGCAGCAGCACCAGGAGCUUCUACUAUGACCGCCAUAGGAGCACCUGCAGGAAAAUCAACUAUGACUGCCAUUGGUGCACCAGCAGGCGCUUCAACAAUGACCGCAAUUGGAGCACCAGCAGGAAAAUCAACUAUGACUGCCAUUGGUGCACCAGCAGGCGCUUCAACAAUGACCGCAAUUGGAGCACCAGCAGGAGGAAAAUCCACUAUGACAGCCAUUGGUGCACCAGCAGGAGCAUCAACGAUGACAGCUAUCGGUGCACCAGCCGGAGCAUCAACAAUGACAGCUAUCGGAGCACCAGCAGGAGGGAAGUCGACAAUGACAGCUAUAGGAGCACCAGCAGGCGCAUCAACUAUGACAGCUAUAGGAGCACCAGCGGGAGGAGCUGCUUCAACGAUGACCGCUAUCGGUGCACCAGCAGGUUGCUACAAUCAUAAUAGCCAUAUAUAUUAG
Messenger RNA from Strongylus vulgaris, 744 nucleotides. NCBI's taxonomy places the organism in Eukaryota, Metazoa, Nematoda, Chromadorea, Rhabditida, Strongylidae. The record is from the annotation of a GenBank genome assembly.